CCUGCCUGCUCUGAACUUCACAAACUGAAGACCCGUCCCUAAACCUAGGGUGUAAUUCUCUAGAAUUUUCGGGUUGAGGAGGAAGAGUAGCUGAGCUAGGGAGCGGGUGGGGCUCGGUGCUCUCAUGAGUUCAGUUGGCUCAGGCCUCAAGUCAUGGCGCCCAAGAAGAAGCGCGGGCAAAGCUCUCAGCGCAAGCAGGCAGGAGACAAUGCGGAGCCCCCGCUCUCCGAGCACGCGCAGUACCUGCAGCGUGAGUGUUCGCUGCUCUCGGAAAACCUGGUGGCCUGUGAGCAGCAGGUGGACCUGGUGCUGCAGAACAAUAAAUUGUUGGACCGCGAGGCGCAGCGCUUGCGCGAAGAAAACCGGCUAUUUGCCAGUUAUAUGACCGCGCACGCUCAGCGCUGGGCCAACGCCAUCGUGCGCCUAGAGGACCAGAACCGCACGGACCUGGCGCAGAUCCGGUUUCAACGAGCUGAACUGGAGUCUCUUUACCACGGGCGUGAGGACGGGGUGCGUGCACAGCUGCUAGAAAUGAAGACGCGUGCAGAGAACAUGACACAGCAAGUGCAGGAGCUUCAGCCCUACAAGGAGCUACAGCUGGAGCAACUGGCGCGAAUCCGGACCCUGGAGCGCGAGCUGCUGCAUAUGCGCGUGGAGCACACGCAACUCCUCCAUCGGGUGAAGCGACGCUUCAUGGAUGACAAGGCUACUUUCGAGCGCGAGGCACGCCUGCAUGUGGUAUCCUUGACCCGCCGCGCAGAGCGGGAGGCGGCGCGUGCCCUCAUUUCGCACACACAUGCCAUCAGGAGAGAAAAUGGGCAUCUCCGACAAGAACUCCUGAGGCUUCUCCAGCGGGCCCAGUUACUGCAGGACAUGCGACAACAGCUGCUAGAGCAGCGGGAGCAGCUGCGCCGGGAGCACGAGGACAUUCGGAACCUGCAUCACGUGCACGGCUGGCUGCACAGGGGCCCCGGGGGACCACCACUCUGGCAGCCACCCCAAGCCCAUCAGCCCUCCCUGCGCUCUGGGUCACUUGAAUCUCUGCUGGAAUCUUCCUAUACAAUUUUAAGGGCUCAGGCCACAUCCCAAUCACUUGCUGCCUCCCAGGUCCCCUCGGUGGCCCAAUUACACCAAGGCUCCAAGGCUCCAUCAAAAGAGUCUUCUUUGGUCCCACCUCUAAAGGCUGGGUCUGUGAUUGCUCUCCCAAGUCCAUCACGUCCGGGAUCUCGAGUCCCAUCUCUGACUCCCUCACACAGGGGCUCACGGGUGUCAUCCAUGACCACAUCACUCAAGGGCUCCAGGGUUCCUUCCCUGGCUGUAUCAUCAGCUAGCUCUCUCUUGGUGACACGGUCGCGGGAGGACUCUCGGAUCUCUGCACAGUCCGUGAAUGAGUUCUCUCAAGAAACUGACACACCUGCAAAGCCCAACUUGAAGCUUCCCCCAGUUCAGUCCCAGGAUUCGAGCCCUGUCAGCCCACAGUUGGAGGAGACAGAAAACACUGAUGAUGCCACAGAAGUUGUCUUGGGGCAAGCCUGAACCCACAAGAGGGAC
Messenger RNA from Acomys russatus (golden spiny mouse), 1551 nucleotides. RefSeq names its product coiled-coil domain containing 166 (gene Ccdc166). The coding region runs from base 154 to 1536 and encodes 460 amino acids. The transcript is spliced from 2 exons. The record is from RefSeq and is a predicted model, not a curated record. Lineage: Eukaryota; Metazoa; Chordata; Mammalia; Rodentia; Muridae.